CUCCACAUCAUGUCGCUACAUGAGCACUUGGCCGACUGGACAGACGACCCCCUCGUGUCGGCCUCGUUCGCCCCCCAUCGUCGACGUCACGAUGGGCCGUCCGACUUGCCGCCACUGCCCCAUGCCGCGACGAUCGACCUCGACUACGCCGCCAAGCCGAGCGUCAACGUCGACGUGUCGUUGGGUGCGCAUAUUCGCGAUACGCUGCUAGACUUGUACGCGGCAACGGUGAUCUUCGUCACGCAUCUCAUGGGGUUCGAAAGUGUCCUCGUGCUGCUGGUGUCUGUCGGGGCCACAUCGGGGUACUACUACAUGUCUGGCACACCGUCUACCACAGAUCCGUCGUCGCCGACAACGACGCAUCGCUUCAGCGCCAACCUGUCUUGGAUCCUCAUCACGUUUGCUGUCGUGUCGCCCAUGAUCAUGCAGAUCAAGCAAGCGUUUCUCCGCCGUGAAAACGCGCUCGACAACCUCGCCGACCUCAAAGCCAUCGCGUCCAACGUGUUGCUUGCUAACGUCACGUGGAACUGGGGCGACAAUCACCGCGCGAAGCUGCCGCCCGGACACAACCCCCGCGCCAAGUUGCUCCUACGAGGCCUCAUGAGCGACUUGUACUCGCUGCUCAAGUUGCCGACAUUCACCCGCGGACGGCAUCGACUAACCACUCGGGGAAUGGACUUGGCCGUGCAGUACCAGUGGCACGUCGAUGCGAUCCUUGAGCGCAUGAUGGUGACGAUUCAGCAGCUCCACAUGCAAGUGGAACGGAUGAAGGCGCUGGGGCUACCUCCAAACGAAGCGUCGCGCAUCAACCAGUACCAUUGGUUUCUCCAAGCCCGCAUCGAACGGCUGUGCAACAUCAAGAUGUACCGGACACCGCAAGCCACGCGGUCGUUCACGCGGCUGUUCAUUUUGAUCUUGCCCUUCUUCUAUGGCCCGUACUACAUCUACCUGAUCGAUUCGGGAGAUGGCCAGACGAGCUUUGCGUUUGCGCUCGUGCUCAGCGCCAUGACCAGCAUCACCAUGAUUGGUAUCUUCAAUGUCGAAAAGGCGCUGGAAGAUCCGUUCACGGAGGAAGGCCUCGACGGCGUCCAGAUCGACGUUGCCAUUCACCGCAUCUUCAAUGCCUUUGAUGCUAUCUACCCCACGUCAUAGUAGUGUGUUCCUGUCAGCAUACUAGUCAGCAUAAACCAAUGUACAAUAGACCCCGAGAAUCUGGCCCCCGUUGUUUCUUACGUGGCUAUGUAAGGGGUGGUCGUGACGUGGC
Messenger RNA from Aphanomyces astaci, 1264 nucleotides. RefSeq lists its product as hypothetical. The coding region runs from base 10 to 1152 and encodes 380 amino acids. NCBI's taxonomy places the organism in Eukaryota, Oomycota, Saprolegniomycetes, Saprolegniales, Verrucalvaceae. The transcript has 3 exons. The record is from RefSeq and is a predicted model, not a curated record.